Messenger RNA from Lycium ferocissimum, 399 nucleotides. RefSeq lists its product as uncharacterized. NCBI's taxonomy places the organism in Eukaryota, Viridiplantae, Streptophyta, Magnoliopsida, Solanales, Solanaceae. The record is from RefSeq and is a predicted model, not a curated record. The transcript has 2 exons. Bases 1 to 399 code for a protein of 132 amino acids.
AUGCGGCGUUGCGAGCUAGAGUUUGCGGUAGGUGACAAGGUGUUCCUAAAGGUGUCACCAAUGAAAGGAGUUAUGCGGUUUGGUAGAAAGGGUAAGCUUAGCCCUCGUUUUAUUGGACCUUACGAGAUUUUGAGAAGAAUUGGGAAAGUGGCUUACGAGUUGAAGUUACCAUCUGAGAUGGCUAUGAUGCAUCCUGUGUUUCACAUUUUGAUAUUGAGGUUUUACAAGGCUGAUCUUUCUCAUGUCUUGAAUCAUGAAGAGAUUGAAAUCAACGAAGGGUUGUCUUAUGAAGAAGAACCUAUACAAGUCAUGGAUCGUCAAGUUAGGAGGUUAAGAGCGAAAGAUGUGGCUUUGGUACGUGUUGAACCUUUCAGUUAUUUAGUUCCUGCGAAAGUUUAG